CAAGUGUGCAAAACACAAAGCGAGUCCUCACACUUCUACUUAGUUGCUCCACUCUGAGAACUACAUCCAGCGAUUUUAUUCGGAACUCGAUCGUGCUACGAAAGAAAAGUAAAACGGGCACAAGAGUCAUGCUCUACUCCAACGGUUGCUUCACAGGCAACUCGCGGAUGCUCCUGCUUCGUAAGAUGAAACUCUUCCACCAGAUUGGCUUGCUGCUGCAGCUUUCCUCUGCGGCGCAGGCACGCUUUCUGAGUGGAAAGACCUCCC
Molecule: messenger RNA, 267 nt
Organism: Amoebophrya sp. A120
Lineage: Eukaryota; Dinophyceae; Syndiniales; Amoebophryaceae
Source: the annotation of a GenBank genome assembly